GGCCCCGAAGUGCGGGCGGCGCGGCUGUGUUUUGUGUCGCUGCCUUCGGGCUUCGCUCCGCGGGGCCGGCUUGGGGCCUCCGGGACGGCCCGAGGAGCGGGCGGCCCCAUGGAAACCAGGCCCGGGUCGGCCUGAAUGUGGACGGGCGGCACCGCUGUGCGGAAGGGCCCUGCGGGUCUGGUGUGCAGAGCAGAGUGCUGCAGGAUGCCUUUCUUGCACGGCUUCCGCAGGAUCACUCUCGAGUACCAGCCCUUGGUGGAUGAGAUCUUGGCGUUGCUGGCGCUGCAGGAUGCAGAAAGGCAGAAUGCACUUGAAAGUCAUGCCUGCCUGGGCAGCAAUGGAAGCCAGCUCUCAGCAAUGAGACAAGUCUUGGAGAGGGAAGCCCACUCCCCAUUCUACCAGGAAGGUGUGAGCUAUACCUUGCUGAAGGUUACUGAGCUGGGGCUUGUCGAGGCUGCAGAAGUACUCCUGGAGUUUGGUGCAGACCUCAGCUUUGAAGACCCAGUCACCUACUACACCCCCCUGCACAUUGCAGUGCUUCGCAACCAGCCUGACAUGGUGGAGCUCCUGGCACGCCACGGGGCCGACAUCAACCGCAGAGACCGGAUCCAUGAGAGCAGUCCCCUUGAUCUGGCCAGUGAGGAGCCUGAGAGGCUGCCGUGCCUCCAGCGGCUGCUUCAGCUUGGGGCUGACGUCAAUGCAGCUGACAAAACUGGAAAGACAGCGUUGUUGCACGCCUUGUUGCACUGUCAUUGUAGCAGUGUUGUGGAUCUGGAUGACAUCACAGAGAGCAUCCGUCUGCUGUUGGAAGGAGGUGCAGAUGCCAGGGCUACCACUGAAAAUGGUGACACUGUCUUCACCUACAUCAUCUUCCUGCUGGGUGACAUAGACUUGGCAAGCACGGAGGUGGCAGAGAUGCAGAAUAGUUUCUGCAUUCGUGUCAUGCAGCUGCUCAUGGCCCAUGGUGCCAACCCCAGUGAGUGCCCAUCCCUCGAGUCCUUGACCUACCGCUGCCUCCAGAACUUCACGUGUCACUUCCCACUGCUGCGUUUCCUGCUGGAGUCAGGUGCUGCCUACAACUGCUCCCUCCACGGUCCUUCAUGCUGGUCAGGCUUUCAGACUGUCUUUGACUGCCUCUGCUCUGACGUCAGUAUCCUCAAAGAUAGCAGCAUCUCUACAGAGGUCAUCCAGAUGGGUCAGACUCUGCUGGAGCUCAUGAUGGCCAGUUCACAAACCAUCCAGCUGCCCAGCGACUUUGAGGUCGACGUUAACAGCUGCAGGUACCACGAGGAAAAGAUCAGGAGUCUGUUCUGCUCUGUGAAGCAGCUGGAGCACACCCCACAGGCACUGAAACAUCUCUGCAGGGUGUUCAUCCGGCAGCGCCUUAGGCCUUGGCCAAUAGAUGUAAAAAUCAAGGCUCUGCCUCUUCCGGACAGGCUGAAGUGGUACCUCCUCAUUGACCACACUGCUGUUGGGCACGAGGACCUCAGCCUGACUGAUGACUCCUCAUCUCCUCAUUCUGUGGUCACAGUGCCUACGGAGGGUCAGCACAUCACUGCUCUGCGCCUGUUGUCCCUGCAGUGAGAGGUACUGCUGUCCCUGUGCCAGUGGCUUUACUAGUUCUGCCUGUGGUGUCUCUGCUGAGUUUUCAGGGGUGUGCUUUUUUGUGCACAAUGCUGCAUGCGUGUCUGUGGAGGUCUCGUGGCUUUAAAAUACGUUGCAUGGAGGUGGGCAGAGCCCGGGGGUGAAGAGGGAUCCUGAGCAGUGAGAAGCUGGACACUGCAGGAUGAAUAUGGUUUAAAAGGUGGAUUCGCCUUUGCAAGGUGAAAGAAUGUGGAUCUGUAAGAAAAGGGGUGAGAGCAGGAGGAUGGUGUGACCAUACAGGUCUCUGCUCUGGCUGCAGGGUGGGAGAAGCAGUGCCAUGAAUGGCAGCACAAUGAGAUGCCUCAGGAUGCUGAGAGAUGCUGCUUCUCCCGGGAACUGAGCAGCACUGAGCAGGGGAGUGCUGGCAUUCAGGCCCUCCUGUUCAGUCAGUGGAAGCAGCCACAGUCCUGCAUCUCUGCCUGGAUGCGGGUGCCUUCUUCACUUACCUGGGAUUCCAAAACCAGGAAGUUGGAGGGGAUGAGGGGAAGUGGGGUUAGGAACAGCAGCCUGAGUGCACAGUAUUUGCCAAGAGUGCUGAAUCCACUCAGCACAGAGCACUGCCUACAAAGGGUGCCUCAGUAAUGCUGGACUCCAAGGCAAGCAGACAAGUGGCUGUUCUUGGCUUCAUGUUGUGUCCUUGUGCAAGGAUGUGGGAUGGGCAGCUGUCUCCUCAGUGCCUUGCUCCUCCCUGUUCCUUUUAUCUGCUUCUCUUUCCUUUGGUGAUUGCAUGCUGAAUAUUGAUCUCCAUUGCCUCUUUCCCAGGGGAAAGAAAUUGCAGCAGGGCUGCAAUGGGAGUUUUCUUGCCAAGCUGCUACUGGAAGCCUCAACUUUUGGGGCUCUGCAGGAAGGUCCCAACCUGUCACAACCAUCUGGCUGCAUCAAGGAGGCAUCUGCUUCCUUGUGAAGUGCAGAAGAUGCUGUAAAGCUGAGCCCCCCACAUUUCUGUUGUUGUUGUUUGUCACGGGGAACAGAUGCAGAAGAGGAAGAAAUGUACUCUGAGCAGAUAUUUAUAGCAAGUGGAUCUGGGAUCCACAAGCAGUUGGUUGCAGAAGAGCUGUCUCACCACAUUGCCCCUCCUGGCAGCAUCUGUUUUUCACCUUUUCCUGCUAAAUGGAACUGGAGCUGUGCAUCUUGAUGAAUUGAUGUUUUGAAAAAUAAUAAUAAUAAUAAUAAUAAUAAUAAUAAUGUGAUAAAAUACUUCCCUGCUGUCUGGAAUGGAAAAUGAGCAAUUAAACAAGGCCUUUUAAAUAGCA
Molecule: messenger RNA, 2897 nt
Organism: Centrocercus urophasianus (Greater sage-grouse)
Lineage: Eukaryota; Metazoa; Chordata; Aves; Galliformes; Phasianidae
Gene: ASB6
Product: ankyrin repeat and SOCS box containing 6
Exons: 7
Coding region: 136-1584 (482 amino acids)
Biological process (GO): protein ubiquitination; intracellular signal transduction
Cellular component (GO): BRCA1-BARD1 complex
Molecular function (GO): protein binding
Source: RefSeq, a predicted model, not a curated record